Molecule: messenger RNA, 8943 nt
Organism: Ostrea edulis (European flat oyster)
Lineage: Eukaryota; Metazoa; Mollusca; Bivalvia; Ostreida; Ostreidae
Product: interleukin-17 receptor D-like
Exons: 7
Coding region: 224-1849 (541 amino acids)
Molecular function (GO): interleukin-17 receptor activity
Source: RefSeq, a predicted model, not a curated record
GCCACUAUUUCGUUAUUUCCGUAGUGUCUCGUUUUGAUCUUUGUGUUGUAAAUAUAUUUCUUAUUUCAGAAGUUGUUAUUGCUGGUGGAUUCUUGCACUAAGGACAAGUUGGAAUUAGCACCUAUGGAACAACAGUACGCCGCACUCCCACUUCCUACAUGAAGGAGAUGACAGUAUUUGGAGACAUUAAGAGUGCAAUGACUUUGAUUAGCCUGUUGUGAUCAUGGCUGACUCAGGAGUUACCAUGUCAACACCCUCAUUGGGAAAUGGUCCAGAUGAUGUCAAGCCCAACCCAGGGUCAGGUGUGAUUGUUGACCAGCCAGACAACACAGAAUAUGAGCAGUCCCUCCAGAUUGUCCUUGGGACAGUAUGUGGGGUGGUGGGACUAUUGGGCCUAAUCAUUAUCAUCUCCUUGCUUUACAAACUGUAUAAACGCCGCAACUCACGUCGCAGCACUGCAGAUCAUCCAGAAGAGGAAUUGAGUAGCUCUGUAUCUAUAGACUUAGAUCAAAAGCAGAUUCCAACGAUAUUGUUGUUGUAUGCUUCUGACUGUGCUGCUCAUGAAAAGGUUGUGUCUGCUCUGGCUGGGUUCCUCAUCGACACCUGUAACUGCAAUGUACACUUGGAUGUAUUUGAAGAUCAGAUCAUCCACGAAAGAGGACUGGAUGACUGGCUGAUUGACCGACUUCAGGAAGCUGACUUUAUCAUAGUGCUGUGCUCUGUUGGAGCAAGGCUGCGCUGCACAAAGAAGCGUGUCAGAUUUAAGUGUGAUCCCUACCGUACUAUCCCUGAUUAUUUUGCUGUGGCUGUUGACUAUGUAGCAGAGAAAAUGAGAGUUGAGAGAAUGAAAGGAUUGCCAAUGUCUCGCUUUAUUGUAGCCUACAUGGAUUAUUCGUAUAGUAGUGACAUACCUCAUCAGAUUGAAAUGGGAACAAAGCUUCAUUUGAUGAAGGAUAUUUCCAAACUUUUUUGUCAUGUUCAUGGUAUGAAUAACACAGACAAUAUCAAGUUUGGCAAUUUGCACCCAUCAAUGAUUGAUAAAUAUUAUGAAAUCUCAGAAAAUGGUCUGGAGCUUCAGAUUGCUAUUGAAUCAGCCAAAGAGUUCUUUAAGUGCAAUCCAAAUUGGGUUGAAGACAGUAUGGAAGCUUUACCACCUCCCAGCACCAAGUCAAAAUCUCGUCCUGUGAGGAAAAGCUCCUUAGAGCCCUUGUUGGGGGAACUACCAAAUGAUCCACGGGUUAUGGAUACCAAAGUGGAUGUUCACAGACAAAACUUCUUCUCCCCACAUCCAAGUGAACAAGAUCAGAUUUUAUCUUCAAAAUCCCUGUCCAGGCACACAGAUUCUGUCAAAGUGAAGAGCCGAUACUCUGCCAACAUAGAGACAAUUCCUUGCAUAUUGUGUGGCCAGGUAGAGCAUUGCAGUGACAAUUACACUUGCAAAGGCAGAGAACUUAGAAAAAAUGGAUAUGAUAACUUAAAUGAUGACGAGGAUGGUGAAUUUUCCUCUGUUCGAAUCAAAAGUCGAUCUAUGCCUACCAUGUGUAGUACAAGUUUGCACAGUUCCCAGACAGUAUAUCAGGUUGAUGUCCACAAGGAAUGGACAAUUAACGAAAGUCAAAUGUCAGAUGAUGUGGAAUCUCAGGAGUCAAAUCAGGAUCUGGAUGAUCUGGAGCUUGACCUGCAGUCCAUUAUAGCCCCCCAAUCAACUAAAACUAAAACUAUGUCCUUACCAAUCCAUGGAGUGUAUGGUCAAAUGCAGGUGCUCCCCGAGGUGUCCAAAUUUCCUGUUAUUACCCAACAAAGUAGUUCAUCUUCAAGCAUGGGUUCACUUCAGGACAUGUGCAUCUGAGCUAACAGGAAUAUGUUCCAUCAAGUUUUAGCUUGAGAUCUCAGAAUAUUUCAUAUAUAUAUAUAUAUAUAUAUACACACACACACAAAUAUAACACUUAUAUGAUAUUUAAUGGCUUCUUCUUUCCUAUAUACAUACAGUGCUAAAAUUGUUUAUGAGAUAUUCAUAAUUAUUUAUUAAAUUAAGUGCUUAAUUUUCCUUACAUAGAUGAUGUCAAAUUUUGAUUAAGAUACUGUUUUAUUGUUGUUGUGAAUAUGUUGUACAUAACAUGACUUUAUGAUGUAUAAUUAAUUUAGUGGUAUUUAUAUUUUGGUGCCUUUAUUGCUGAAGUAAGAGGAAUAAUUUAUGUGUGCUAAGAUAAGAAUUGCUCUAUUUAUAUUAUAAUUAGCAUAGUAAUGCUAAUUUAUAGUACAUUCAUUCAGAUUGAACUGAUUCUAAAAACAUUAGAAUAAGUGCACGUACAGUGGGUAAGUUAUUGAAAUAACUAAAAUUUUCUUAUCUGCUUUUUUGUCAGUUUUUUAUCAAUUUUUUCUUUUUUCUUUUAUUAUGAUGAAGAAGUCAGAUAUAAGAAUGUUUCAAAAUGAGGCUGUGCAAUACACUUUAUUUUCCAUCAACAGUAAAUUAUUUACAUUAUUAUGUAUUUUUAGGUGUACUCUAAUGGCUGUGACUUUAUUAGUCCCCUACCGGUGGAGUGGAAGGGGACUACUAGUUUGCAAUCUGUCUGUCCGUCAGUGCAUCUGUUUCAACAAUGUGACCUAUUGCUAUUUAUUAAAAAUGGCCAUAAUUUUUGAUAGGAUGGUGAUAGAGCUUUUAUAAAUUUCUUUGAGUUUCCUUAGUGUGACCUUGUGACCUUCACCUUUAAGUUUGACCUACUUUAGAAAAACAUUAACCUUGGCCAUAAUUUUUUUAAUGGUUAAUGAUAGGCUUUUAUAUUUAACAUGUGUAUUUCUUGUGACAAUACCUUCCAUUUGGUACCAAGAUGUGUGAACUUCACCUUUGAAUUUGAUCUACUUUUGAAGAACUUAAAUCUUAGCAAUGACUUGAUAGGACUUUCCUAUUUCACGUGUGUUCCUUGUGACAAGACCUUUCUUUGGGUACCAGAAUUACUUUGCUGCCAUAUGGGGCAUCAAUGUUUCACAAACACAUCUUGUUUUAUUAUUCGAGAUCUAUAUAAGUUAAGGCAUACCAAUUUGUAAUUGAGUUUGUCUGAUUCACAGCAUCUAUUUACAAGAGAUCUAAAUUGUAAUAUUUCCUGGUAUUAAAAAAGUAUCCACCUGAUCGUCCAAAAAUAUUGAUCAUAGAUUUUUUUAUUCAAACACAUGAGAUUUAGGCAACUAGGCAUCGUAUAGCAACAGAAAUGCUGCAGGUAGAAAGUUGUGAAUGUUGAAGACACUAGGUAGAAGUGAAAAUGAUGUUCUUUAUAUGCUUCAUUGUACAAAAUACUGGAGGUGAGGUUUUGCCUAACAUGGCAAUAGAACUCAAGGCUAAGGAUUCAUAAAGCCUUGUUUGAUGCGAUGAUAAAGUCAUGAUUGUUUGCUUUUGGAUAUGACCUUUUUUUAAAAAAAUGGAGGUCCCCUGUCAUGGUAGAGAUUGGCACAAUAAAGAACCCUCACUACUGUGGCUCUGAGCAACUCCUUAGGAUCUCCGUAAUGGUGCAUUCUAAACAUUUACUGACUUUCUUUACAUGAUAUUCUAUGUUUCUUGGUCAAUAUAUAAAUUUCAACCUGCAACUUAUGAUUUGUGAGGCUCUAUUCAACCGAUUUCAACAAUUUCGAUAUAUUCCAAUUUCUCGAUUCAUAUUUGUGCGCCAUGUUUGAUAUACUGAAGUUUCAACUUCCGAUUGUCAAGUUAUUUGCAUAUGCCAUAUAAGGUAGUGUUUACAUCAAUGGACAAGUACAGAGGAGAAAGCUAUUUCGUCGGUAUUAAAAAGGUUUAGAUUUAAUAUCAAGAUAAAAAAACGAACAGUAGAGUGUAAAUUCUUUCUGCAACCAUAUGAUUUUUCUUUCGUUGUCGAAGUGGCUCGAGUAACUACAUUUUUGCGCCGAUUGUCAAUGUUUAGGUUUUUCAGUAGAUCCACCUACGAGAGCUCACAAUAACAGGCAUGGCGGAGCAGACGAAGAAUUUUGCAUGCUGUACAUGAUGUUUAUUGAAAAACACCUUUAUUAGACAUGCCCAAACACAAAGUUGGUACUCCUUUUGGUGUAAACAACAUUUUGGACUAAUACACGGAGCACCAUUAUGGAGAUCCUAUGGAAUUGUAGCCCUAUCCCGAAAAUGUCAGAAUAAAAAAAAUUGGAUAGGGCUACAUUAUUGCAGCUAAUUUAUAACCAAACUUGGCCAAAAGCAUCCUUUGGUGAAGGGCUUUCAAGUUAGUUCAAUUGAAGGGUCAUGCCCCCUUCAAAGGGGAGAUAAUCACAUAAAUGCAAAAAUAGGUUGGGGUCAUUUAAAAAAAUUCUUCUGAAGAACCACUGGGCCAGAAGGGCUGAAAUUUACAUGAAAGCUUCCUGACAUAGUGCAGAUUCAAAUUUGUUCAAAUCAUGGUCCCCCGAGCUAACAUGGGGCCACAGUAGGGAAUCAAAAUUUUACAUACAAAUAUAUGGGGAAAAUCACUGGGCCAGAAAAGUUUACAUGAAAGCUUCCUGACAUGUUGUAAAAAUCAUGGCCCCCAGGAGUAGGUUGGGACCACAAUAGGGAUCAAAGUUUUACAUGUGAAUAUAAAGGGGAAAAUAAUUAAUUAUGAGCCAAGGUGACUCAAGUGAGCGAUGUGGCCCAUGGGCCUCUUGUUAAAAUAGCGUUGCUUUUCCAUUGAAAUGCAUAGAAUCAUCCAAAGAAUGCUGGUAGUGUAUCUGAGUUUUCUUAACAAGAUAUGAUACAAUAAUUAAAUACUAGAAAUAUCCAGUGAUAGGGAAGAAUAUUAACUAUGUUGCCUUUUACUUUAAACAUGUUUUGAAAUUAAUUUAUACUUUUAUCAUAUAUACAGACUGUCACAGUCCUUUUAAGAUUCUUGAUCUGUCUCAUGAAGUAUGAUUUUUUACUAUAAUGUACUUAUAGUAACAAGUAUUGCAGUGCUGAAACAAAUGCUGAUUGCUAGUUGUAGAGUAUGUGAUUCAUAUACAGUCUGUACUACAUUUUGAUUGUUCAAAUGUAAUAUCCCUCUGCAACUAUAGGUUUUUACCUAGUCAACAAAAGAUCUAGAAGUAUAGUAAUGUCUUAUGUAAAUUUUGUAUGUACUUGAAAUGGAAAAAAGAGGAUAUGAAAAUGGUUUAAAUUUUUAAUUUUAGUUAGUAAGACAGAAUGUAGAAUAAUCUAACAUUACUAUAACCCCCUCCCCCUCUAAACAAAGUUUGAGAGGAUAUAUAAAAAUCAUAAUGUCGGUGUGAUGAACAAAUGUUAACUGUCAGGGCCAUGACUUCUUUGUUCUUUGACAUAGAGUUAAGGUACAUCAGAUGCAGACUUCUGACAAUAUGGAAAUAUCCCUUAUUGAUUUUGGGUCAAUUAGUAAUCUGGAUGUGUAUUAAAAAAAAUUCUUGUUGAUGCCGAAAUAAUUAAACUUACACCAAUGGUAAGUACAUGAGGCUAAGUUUUUCUCUGAUUUAGAGGUCAAAUUCAUCUGUAUUGCUUUUAGGUAUAAAAUGUUUUAUUAUAGCCCCCGAACGAAGUUCUGGGGGGUAUAUAGGAAUCACUCUGUCCGUCCGUCUGUCUGUCUGUGCAGAUUCAUAUCCGGGCCAUAACUUCUUUGUUCUUUGACUUAGGCAUACCGUAUUUGGCACACAGGUGGAUCACCAUGAGACGAUGUGUGAUGUACCUUCAUGACCUCCAUAUGACCUUGAACUCAAGGUCAAAAUUAAAGGUUUUUACAAUGGAUUUGUGUCAGGGCCAUGACUUCUUUGACAUAGGCAUACCAUAUUUGACACAUGAGUGUAUCACCAUGAGACAAUGUGUCGGGUACCUUCAUGACCUCUAUAUGACCUUGAACAUUGACCUCAAGGUCAAAAUUGAUUAUAGGGUUUUGACAUAGCCAUACCAUAAGACGUGGGUGUAUCACCAUGAGACUAUGUGUCAUGUACAUUCAUGACCUCUUUAUGACCUUGACCUUUGAUCUCAAGGUCAAAAUUAUAGGUGUAUACCAUGGAUUUGUGUUCGGACUCUAUCUUCCAUUUUCUUCUACAAAGGCAUACCAUAUUUUUACACUCAGGAAAGAGGUAAUUUAUACCUACGGUAUUAACAACACCCUUUGGGAGAUUGGGGUAAGCGGGGGGUAUUCUUAGUGAGCAUUGCUCAUAGUACCUCUUGUUUAAUUACUUGUUGAAGAUGAAUUAAUUUAAAUAAAAUAUUCAUAAAGCAAAUUAAGGAAAGAAGCUUCUAAGAAAAUAAUGAAAUUCAUUGCCCCUGAAUCAGGGUGCUGGUGCUAGAGUGGCCUUUAAGGAUGCUCAGUCUAUGAAAAUUUGUAGCCCUUGGGUCAGGGUGCUGGUGCUAGAGUGGGGUUUCAUAGCACAACUAAUGAAAAAGUAUUCCCUCUUUAAAAAUCUCUCUGACUCCAAGACAUCAAACAACAAUCAACUGACUUGUGAUGGUGGCUCAGUGGUUAGAGCAUUUGCUAAGGUGCAACGCUCGUCUACCUUAGCUGCAUUAAAUUGAAGAUGUAGAAAAGGGAGUUCUGAAUUGACAUGAUAAGGAAUGAUCACUGCUCUGACUUUGAGCACCGUGUAUAGGUCUAAAUUUGUGUCAAUAUGAGUGAAAAAUCUCAAAAAAACAUUAAAAUAAACAAUAAUUGUGAAAUUUGUGACCCCUGGGUCAAAGAUGAAAUGCUAAGGCAAAACUUUAUGGCUCAUAUAGUAAGAAUUUUGUUAUUUCUUUAAAAAUCCCAAAUGUUCCUGGAUCAGAAGUGCUGGGGAUAGGUGGAGCUUUAUGGCCCAUAUUCUUUGUAUCUACAGGUAGUUGACUUCUUUGUAGUAAAGAGACAGAAGCUUUGUACUUGGCACAGGCAUGGAAAAUGGUUUAAGACCAUAUGAUGUGUUGUGAUCGAUUACAAAAUCUGAAGACAGUUUUGUUCUCUGAGUUUAGAAAAUUUCAUUAUUGCACCAUCAACCUGUAACAAUUCUUUUACACUGUCCGUACAUUAAAGGUUUAUGUGUGUGAUGUUAAUGAGCCUCUUGUUUAGAAGAAGAGCAUGGAAAUUUUAGUACAAUUUUCUGUUUCAUAGUGCUUUUUAUUUAUUUUUUAUCACAGAAAUAUACAAACCUCUGAAAUUGAUAUUAGGAACUCUUGAGAUGAAGUAUUAUCUGAUAUACAUUUUGAAGAAGCAGCUGAUUUCAACAUGUACCACCUUAAUUUUUGUGUUGAUAGAAAUAUGUUCGUUGUAAUUUAAAAUCAACAUAAAAUAACAUUUGAAGUGCAAAAUGGUCACAACUGAUACUUAAGAUAUUUUCAAUGUUUUUAUUGAAGUACAACUGUACAUUAAAGGAGAUUUAAUGAUGCUGAUUAUAAAAAGUGUACAUUUGUAUUGCUAAAUGUUGAAUUUUGAGUGCAAAAAAAGGGAAUUGUAAAACUGUAUACACAUAUAUCACAUGGCUGUCUUAAGAGUUAUAAAAAAGUUACUGCAGAUCACUUUUAAGAUGCAAGAUCUUAUUUUUGUGAGGAUACAAAUGAUGUAUCUAUUCAUGAGAUGUAACUCUUGUGAAUCCAUUAUUUAUUGCUUAAUGAAGUUUGCACUUGACAUUUAGAGUAAUGUCAAUUUUUUUGGGAAGUGUAUUUUUAAUUUCUACGUUGAGAAGGAGAAUUAGGAAACUGAAAAGAAAAACUGGAGUCGCAAUGCUUGUUAUUGAGCUACAGUGUUCUAAACUUGACCCUUUUGCAGUUAAAAUUUAUUCAAUUAAACUUAAUUUGUCUGUUGGUGUCCAUACAAUAUAAGCAACAUAAAUCAAUCAUUACAUGAAAUAGAUAUGUAAUCAUGUCUUCUAAUAAUACAAAUAAAAAAAGUGUAAUACAAGUAAUGGAAAUAAAUAAUGACCUUUUUGCACUUGAUAUACAGAAAAAUUCAUGAUAUCAAAUAGUAAUGUUAAUUUCUAAAAUUUCACAUAAUUUUCAAGGUCUUGUUUAAUUUAAAAUAUAAAAUGAAACUUUAAAAAAAGUGGGGGUUGGAGACCAAAUUUUUAAAUUAUUGGCGAAAAUAUUGAAUUUCUAUACAAAAUUUCGAGUAAAUUAAUUUAAACUUUUUAAGAAUUAGUGUUCUAUUUUGAAAAAUAUAACCAAAUUAAUAAAUUACAACAAUUGAUCUAGUUUCAAGUCUCAACUACUUGAAUCAUAAAUUUUAAAACCAAAAUACACGUAUAGGAGUAUAAAAAUAGAAGAUAUACUAGUAUUAGAUGAAUCAGAAACUGUUACAUCACGCAGAUUUAGAAGUUUUUAAUUAAUCAAUCCUUCUGCCACAAAAUAUAGUCCCAGCAAAACCCUUUCAAAAUUUGAAUUGACACAAUUUUUUUCAAGUGGAUAGGGUUCAGUAAUAGAUGUGUAAUAUGUCUGCACUUCUUCUACAGUUAAGAGUUUAUUUGUGAGAACUAAAUUUUAGUGAAUAACUCUAGUCUCAUCAAUUUUUACGCUUGAAUGAUAUUCUCGCAAAUAAAAUGUGAUUCAAGUAUUGUACAAGUAAAAAUAUAUAAUUAUAGUACAAAGUGUAUGCAGGUAACAUCUGUUAGAUAUUAUAGUAUUUGUUCAGGACGAAGGCAUUCAAUGAAACAUAUCGUAAAUUAUUCAUUGCACCAUAUUUUAUGAAAUGAUUAAUUUUGAUAUUUGUUUGAUUGAUAUAUCAUCAGGUGUUUGUUUGUAAUUGUAGUGGAACAUACUUUGUUCUGUGAUUGUAAAUGUUAAGUGUAACGACUGUGUAAAUGUUAAGUGUAAUGACUGUGUAAAUGUUAUAUAAGUAUGUGUAAUGACUGUGUAAGUGUAAAUGUUAAGUACGUGUAAUGACUGUGUAAUAUGACUGUGUAAAUGGUUUCAGUGUAACGAUGUACAUGUCAGUUGAAAGUGUGUACUUUUGGAAACAUUGAUUUUUUUCAUAGUAAUGCAACUAUAAGUAUUAAAAUCACAAACUAUGA